Messenger RNA from Alternaria postmessia, 576 nucleotides. RefSeq lists its product as uncharacterized. Gene Ontology annotation, biological process: proteolysis. The record is from RefSeq and is a predicted model, not a curated record. Gene Ontology annotation, molecular function: cysteine-type endopeptidase activity. Bases 1 to 576 code for a protein of 191 amino acids. NCBI's taxonomy places the organism in Eukaryota, Fungi, Ascomycota, Dothideomycetes, Pleosporales, Pleosporaceae. The transcript has 4 exons.
AUGACAGCCUCACGUCAUUCCACCGUACGACAUGGUAAUGCCACGUAUGUCAAUGCCGGUCAAAACUCUACACCGAAGAACCUGUCCCGUCAGAACUCCCCAAUUGUGAUCGAAACUACCACCUCAUUGCGCCCUAGUGAUGACGCAGAAGAACUGAAACGUGAAGCGGCAAGGCGAACCCUGUUCCAGAAGAUAUCCAAUAACCAGUUCGACAUACCCAACGGAUACCGCAAAGUCGAAGUUCUCAUACUCCGUUGGGAUGAAAGCAUCGAUGAUUUUGGAAAGGGCCACAAUCAGGAGGUCCAAAGAUUGGAGGGCAUUUUCUCCGAUCUUGGCUAUGGGGUCACGGUCGCAAGCAUCAAAGAUGACCAUCCGCAAGUAGAUUUCAACCUCAAGAUCCUCCAGCAUAUACGCCAACAUGACGGAGAUGACAAUCUGCUCAUUGUGUAUUACACAGGCCAUGGAAGUCAGGUUCGAAAUGGUCAGGUUCGAAAUCUUGAGCUGUCUGCAACAGAAGACUCGAGCGGACAUGGUGACAUUGCACCGACUGUUGCUGCGCUAGCACUGCAGCAGUGA